GAUCUGGAUGGGGUCACGUGGCUAUCAGCAGCUGAUGCUCACUCUCCACUGUGCAUACCAUGGGGCUGUUUUGCUGAUGCUGUUUACUUGGCAGCUCCCACCUCCUCCCUCAGCCCCUGCAAUUACCCUGCUCAGACACUGGCCAGUCCUCUGCUAAUGGGCAAAUUAGGCCUGAUGCUUUCCUAUUCUCUGCUUGUGCAAGAGGAUAGAGUGCAUGACAAAUGCUGAGUGGCAGUUCCCUUUGUGCCACAGCACUUCCCCAGGGGCUUGAUUCUGCUUUGGCUACAUGCCAGCUGUGCAUAGCAACAGGGAGGAGCAGGGUGACAGCACUGGCAAGUAGAAGGUUUUUCCAAGGCCUCCUGCAUGGCAGCAUCUGAAUGACAAAUGCACUGCAGUUGCUAUCUGCAGAUAGGUGAGGUGAUGAAACACCAAAUCAAAGGCACUCCUCUCAGUCAUAGCCUGCUCAGCAUUACACAGUCAGUCCACAAAGCAGGAAGAAGAGGGCAGGCAGUAAAGGGGCCUGUGCUGGUCCAGCCAGGGACUGCUGACACAAGGAGGGCUGAAGCAGGCCAGCCUUGCCUUGGCAUCAGGGAGUGCCGCAUCUGCCCAUUGGCCCAGAGGGUGAUGAGCCAUGGCCCGGCCUGGAUAAAAGCUGGGUCUGCGCAGAGCCCUCCAAAGCACUGCUCUGGUAUCCUUCUCCUUUGGAACAGGGUAAGUCCAAGAGUACUUCUCCUGCUGCUCUUCACCAAGGCCAGCAUCAGGCCCCUGUGCCUGAGUUGCUGCCAUCUGCUGCUGCAUGACACUGUCUGCCCCCUUCCAGAGCUCCAUCCCGUCACACCAAGAUGUCUUGCUACGACCUGUGCCCACCAAAAACCAGCGUUGCCGUGCCCCAGCCCAUCGCUGAGAGCUGCAACGAGCUGUGCGCACGCCAGUGCCCCGACUCAACGGCCUUCAUCCAGCCACCGCCCGUCGUCGUCACCUUCCCCGGCCCCAUCCUCAGCUCCUUCCCCCAGCAAGCCGUGGUGGGCUCCUCC
This is a messenger RNA of Meleagris gallopavo (turkey), 1034 nucleotides long. The record is from RefSeq and is a predicted model, not a curated record. Lineage: Eukaryota; Metazoa; Chordata; Aves; Galliformes; Phasianidae.